AGCUUUUGUUUUGGUGCGAGCUUUUGCUUGCGAAAUAAUUUUGUUGCUUUCGAGCUCCCACUAAACAAUCCGUCCAGUUAAAAGGCCGUCAGUGCUUAAUGCUUAGUUGUUGCAUAGAUAUUCGUAACGAUAGCAUAUAUUGUAGAGAGAAUCAAACCAACAGCAAUGGAAUUCGAAACAAACAAUAGUGCCAGUAGUACCACCAUCGACAAAAUUGAGCCAUCCCAAGCUCCAGUGCUGAAUAUAUCUGGAAGACGUGAAGACACUCCUCGCAUUUGGGAGAUAAAGAAGACGGCUGAUGCUACAGAUCGACGGCAGGCACACCCCAAAAUCAACGCUAUGACAUUUCCAGCAAUCCUACGUGGAAUUCUGUUGAAAUGUAGCUCUCCACCACCUCCAAUCGAUCCGUACAAUGUCGACUACACACAGAGUCUGUGUUUCCUGUGUCUAAAAAAACCACUCGAACGGAAGCGUUUAUACCAUAUGUUCCUGUCGACGCCUACGGCCCUAGGGAAGGACUACAAUCAAGUGAAUUCCAUGUACAGUAAUAGAGCAGACUUCAAAAUUGUAAACCAAAUAACCGUGAACACAUUCUGUGCACGAUCACUGUACCGCAGAGUUCAAAAACACUUUUCCGAUGCUGUGUGGAACAAGAAAGGGAAUGUUUUUGAGAUGGAAAUGAUUGCAGACACAGACGUCUGGGCGAUUUCACAUGAUGUGUAUGAGAUGCACAAUAAGGAAAUGGAAAAACUAGUUAAUUACAUAAACAACUAACUAUGUUGGACGGCAUCGAUUUACUACCCAAUAAAUGGUGCCGUAUGGAUGUUGUGAUGGAGACAAUCUUUGUCGUUCAUAUUAGUGAGAUUGAGCAUGGUCUUCUGGACUAAACUAGAGGGUGCUAUCGACAUGCGUCUUCGACACAUCACUGAGCACUCGUUUAUUUUUUUUGGAGAUGAUCACCGGGAUGAUCUCC
Drosophila pseudoobscura is the source of this 973-nucleotide messenger RNA. RefSeq lists its product as uncharacterized. The record is from RefSeq and is a predicted model, not a curated record. The coding region runs from base 166 to 774 and encodes 202 amino acids. Lineage: Eukaryota; Metazoa; Arthropoda; Insecta; Diptera; Drosophilidae. The transcript is spliced from 2 exons.